CUGGCUCCUCCUGUCCUGUCCUGUCCUGUCGCUCUGGUCCCUGGGCUCAGAGCUCUCCAGCUGUCACCAUGGCCUUCCCCGGCCGCGCGCGCCCCGGUGCUAUCCCCGAGAAUGAAGAAGUCCCCCAGGCGGCCCUUCACAGGGCCCACGAGGCCACCGGCAGCGAGGACGAGAGGGCCGUGUCCAAGCUGCAGCGCAGGCACAGCGACGUCAAAGUCUACAAGGAGUUUUGUGACUUCUACGCCAAGUUCAACAUGGCCAACGCCCUGGCCAGCGCCACCUGUGAGCGCUGCAAGGGGGGCUUUGCGCCGGCCGAGAAGAUCGUGAACAGCAAUGGCGAGCUGUACCACGAGCAGUGCUUCGUGUGUGCCCAGUGCUUCCAGCAGUUCCCAGAAGGGCUCUUCUAUGAGUUUGAAGGAAGGAAGUACUGUGAACAUGAUUUUCAGAUGCUCUUCGCACCGUGCUGUCAUCAGUGNGGUGAGUUCAUCAUUGGCCGCGUGAUCAAAGCCAUGAACAACAGCUGGCACCCGGAGUGCUUCCGCUGCGACCUCUGCCAGGAAGUCCUGGCAGAUAUCGGCUUUGUCAAGAACGCCGGGAGACACCUGUGUCGCCCUUGUCAUAACCGAGAGAAAGCCCGCGGCCUCGGGAAGUACAUCUGCCAGAAGUGCCACGCCAUCAUUGACGAGCAGCCGCUGGUCUUCAAGAACGACCCGUACCACCCAGACCACUUCAACUGUGCCAACUGCGGGAAGGAGCUGACUGCUGACGCCCGGGAGCUGAAGGGGGAGCUGUACUGCCUGCCGUGCCACGACAAGAUGGGGGUCCCCAUCUGUGGCGCUUGCCGGCGGCCUAUUGAGGGGCGCGUGGUCAAUGCCAUGGGCAAGCAGUGGCACGUGGAGCAUUUCGUUUGUGCCAAGUGUGAAAAGCCAUUUCUCGGACAUCGCCAUUACGAGAGGAAGGGCUUGGCGUACUGUGAGACCCACUAUAACCAGCUAUUUGGUGAUGUUUGUUUCCACUGCAACCGUGUGAUAGAAGGGGAUGUGGUCUCUGCUCUUAACAAGGCCUGGUGUGUGAACUGCUUUGCCUGCUCCACCUGCAACACUAAGUUAACGCUCAAGGAUAAGUUUGUUGAAAUUGAUCUAAAGCCAGUCUGCAAACACUGUUAUGAGAAAAUGCCCGAAGAAUUUAAGAGGCGACUUGCCAAACGGGAGAGAGAAGCAAAGGAUAAAGACAAGCAGAAAAAGAAAAAGCCAGUCUGUUUGUAAACUUUUCUAUCUCUACUAUCAUCAUUUUCACUACUUUCUUCUUUGGUUAGUCUUUCAGAAUAUGUUUUUGUUCUCUUCUGUUUUUUUUUUUCUUUUGGCAUGUAACCAUCAGAGAUUGAAAUGCAAGUGUUUGUCCUCUGUAAAGUUGGUCCUGCUUAAUUAUUUAAAUUACAAAGCUUAAAAGAAUAAGGUCUACACAAAGACUUAUUUAAUUUUAUGAUUUUUAAUU
Molecule: messenger RNA, 1494 nt
Organism: Tupaia belangeri chinensis (Chinese tree shrew)
Lineage: Eukaryota; Metazoa; Chordata; Mammalia; Scandentia; Tupaiidae
Gene: LIMS1
Product: LIM zinc finger domain containing 1
Exons: 10
Coding region: 69-1265 (398 amino acids)
Biological process (GO): positive regulation of integrin-mediated signaling pathway; cell-cell junction organization; positive regulation of substrate adhesion-dependent cell spreading
Cellular component (GO): focal adhesion; cell-cell junction; cytoplasm
Source: RefSeq, a predicted model, not a curated record